Messenger RNA from Necator americanus (New World hookworm), 258 nucleotides. RefSeq lists its product as uncharacterized. Lineage: Eukaryota; Metazoa; Nematoda; Chromadorea; Rhabditida; Ancylostomatidae. The record is from RefSeq and is a predicted model, not a curated record. Bases 1 to 258 code for a protein of 85 amino acids. The transcript has 2 exons.
AUGGAUUUGCCAGGAAAAGCUUCGUGGAAUAGUUGCACGCUUUGCAAGUGGACCGGGACACACCAGUCAUCGUGCGCAGACUGCUGGAACGCUACCAAUCUUUGUAUAUGUAUAGAUGACAACCACAACAACAAGACUGGCGAAUCUUUCGGUCUGCCUGUCGCGACAUGCGCCCGACUAACGCGCGGGAUCUCUUGCCCGCAGGGAAAUUCUCUUCCAGUCAAAGAAAGGAACCAAGCGAAAAAGAAUCCGCGAUGA